Molecule: messenger RNA, 2509 nt
Organism: Oncorhynchus nerka (sockeye salmon)
Lineage: Eukaryota; Metazoa; Chordata; Actinopteri; Salmoniformes; Salmonidae
Product: septin-7
Exons: 13
Coding region: 84-1262 (392 amino acids)
Biological process (GO): intracellular protein localization; cytoskeleton-dependent cytokinesis; cilium assembly
Cellular component (GO): septin ring; septin complex; cell division site
Molecular function (GO): molecular adaptor activity; GTP binding; GTPase activity
Source: RefSeq, a predicted model, not a curated record
UUCUGGAAGGUUAUGUGGGCUUUGCCAAUCUCCCAAACCAAGUGUACAGAAAGUCUGUCAAGAGAGGCUUCGAGUUCACUCUCAUGGUUGUGGGUGAAUCUGGUUUGGGGAAGUCUACGCUGAUCAAUUCCCUCUUCCUGACAGACUUGUAUUCUCCUGAAUACCCUGGUCCCUCCCACAGAAUCAAGAAGACUGUACAGGUGGAGCAGUCUAAGGUGCUGGUAAAGGAAGGAGGAGUUCAGCUUCUUCUCACCAUCGUUGACACGCCAGGUUUCGGAGACGCUGUCGACAACAGUAACUGCUGGCAGCCAGUCAUUGAUCACAUCGACAGUAAGUUUGAGGAUUACCUCAACUCAGAGUCCCGGGUCAAUAGACGGCAGAUGCCUGACAACAGAGUGCAUUGCUGCCUCUACUUCAUCACCCCCUCUGGACAUGGGUUGAAGCCUCUUGAUAUAGAGUUCAUGAAGCGGUUACAUGAAAAAGUGAACAUCAUCCCCCUCAUCGCCAAAGCGGACACAAUGACUCCUGAGGAGUGCCAACAGUUCAAGAAGCAGAUCAUGCGAGAAAUCACAGAGCACAAAAUCAAGAUCUACGAGUUCCCAGAAACUGACGAUGAGGAGGAGAACAAGAUAGUCAAGAAGAUCAAGGAUCGCUUACCCCUGGCUGUUGUUGGUAGCAACACCAUCAUCGUGGUCAAUGAGAAGCGGGUGCGAGGGAGGCAGUACCCCUGGGGUGUGGCGGAAGUGGAGAAUGGAGAGCACUGUGACUUCACCAUCCUGAGGAACAUGCUCAUCAGAACUCACAUGCAGGACCUGAAAGACGUGACCAACAAUGUCCACUAUGAGAACUACCGCAGCAGGAAGCUAGCAGCCGUCACAUACAACGGAGUGGACAGCAACAAGAACAAGGGACCAAUGACCAAAUUUGACACAAAUGAAGGCAUGAGUCCAUUGGCCCAGAUGGAGGAGGAGAGGAGGGAGCACGUGGCCAAGAUGAUGAAGAUGGAGAUGGAAAUGGAACAGGUGUUUGAGAUGAAGGUCAAGGAGAAGAUCCAGAAGCUCAAAGACUCUGAGCAAGAGCUCCAGCGGCGCCACGAGCAGAUGAAGAAGAACCUGGAGGCCCAGCACAAGGAGCUGGAGGAGAAGAGACGCCAGCUGGAGGAUGAGAAGAACAACUGGGAGGCACAGCAGAGGGUGCUGGAGCAACAGAAACUAGACUCCUCCAGGACCUUGGAAAAGAACAAAAAAAAGAAGAUAUUUUAAAAGUAUUGCAGGAGGACCACCAUGUAACAAUGUACUAGUUGCCAAUUUACCUGCCUGGACCGUCAGUUUGCCUGUCGACCAACAACCUGUUACUGAUACUGUAUGUGUGACAGAGCAGCGUGGUCUGUCUGGGGGAAGUUGGUUCUAACUGGGGGAUAGAGGGAGAGGGGCUCCUCCAUUAAACUCAAACUCACUUUCAGACAGACUCAGUCCUGGAACAUGCUAUAUCACUGUACUAUUUCUCCUUUUAUCCCUCUUUUUUUAUGUAUAUAUGUAUUUUCUUCCUGAAGUGGGCACAUUAGAUGGUUGUACAAUCAUGUUUUGUGGUUCAGUGUGACACACAGAAAAACGAUUUUAGAAAGGAUGAUUUUUUCACUUUAAACCCCAGAAUGCCACAACUGUUUUUCUUUCACUUCCUUAUUCUCUCUCUAGUUAGAUGGCCUUGGAGACGGACUGCACUGCUUAUUCUCUUUCUAGUUAGAUGACCUUGGAGACUGCACUGCUUUUUCUCUUUCUAGUUAGAUGGCCUUGGAGACGGACUGCACUGCUUAUUCUCUUUCUAGUUAGAUGGCCUUGGAGACAGACUGCACUGCUAUAUUGUAGUGUUCUAUUUAACGCCAAAUGACCAAACGGCAGAGUAGGAAGCUACUCACCUCAAGCUACACACCUCAGGCGUUUUGUUUUGUAACGUUUUUGUUAUUUAGUUGUCCCUUUUAUUUUUGUAAUCCUGAUCCCAAAAGUAUAUGCUCUUCCAUCCCUUGUCAUUGAAAUGAUCUAGCCAUGGACGGCGUGUUAGAACAAUUGAUUUAUUAUUAUUAUUUCUGUUUAAAAUGUUUGGUUCUCUUAUAUUGGCCCUGCUACAGUAAUCGUUUGUUCAUUAUUCGUUUCAUGUUUGUUUGCAGGCGUUUUCCAGUCUGGUCUUGGAGGUCUACUGUGCACACUGGAUUUGACUCCAGCUGACACAUAGUAGGCCCCCUUGACCACGGCUAGAGAACCCUGUUUUAGAAGACGGUGGGGAGGAAUGCUUGGUUGUUGACUCAACCCGUUAACACAACCCUAUUGUUGUUAUUGUUGUUUACUUACAAUUUCGAAUAGCUGUAAAUAAACAAGUCUAUAUUGACUGUAAUAAACAACUGUGGGGUUCCCUUUCCAAACAUCACAUUUAACUCUUCAUGUACUGCAUCUCUAUUUUUAUUUGUCUUUUGUUUUGUUUUUAUAGUCCCGUAAUAAACUUGUGAUACAACCCA